AUGACGGAAACGUCUCUUCAGUGUCUGCUCCCAUCUUUACCUCCCAGUAAAGUUCUGAGCCAGGUGUCUCUGCUGAUCUGCAUCACUCAUCAAGCUCGUCUGACCAUCAGUCCCAGCAGAUCUCAGCUGUUUGAAGAAGACUUUGUGUCUCUGAUCUGUGAGGAGGACGACAGCUCUGCUGGAUGGACGGUGAAGAGAAACACGACCAAGAAGACCAGGACUCAGUGUGCUGACUGGGGAGAAGCUGCUGGUUCUUCCUGUAACAUCAGUGUUGUCUUUACAUGGGACUCUGGAGUUUACUGGUGUGAGUCCAGAGAGGGAGCAACCAGUAACAGCAUCACCCUCACUGUCACUGGUGGAUCAGUGAUCCUGCAGAGUCCUGUCCUCCCUGUGAUGGAGGGAGAUGACCUCACUCUGAGCUGUCAAUCAAAGCCUCCCUCCAACCUCCCAGCUGCUUUCUAUAAAGAUGGCUCCCUCAUCAGGACUGAGUCUACAGGUCACAUGACCCUCCACCAUGUUACCAGGUCUGAUGAAGGUCUCUACAGGUGUAGCUUCAGCAGUCAUGGAGAGUCUCCACCCAGCUGGAUCUCUGUCACAGCUCGUCUGACCAUCAGUCCCAGCAGAUCUCAGUUUUUUAAAGGAGUCUCUGUGUCUCUGAUCUGUGAGGACGACAGCUCUGCUGGAUGGAUGGUGAGGAGAAACACGACCCAGAAGACCAGGACUCAGUGUGGAUCUGACUGGGGAGAAGCAGCUGGUUCUUCUUGUAGGAAUGACUACAUUCUCCCACAGGACUCUGGAGUUUACUGGUGUGAGUCCAGAGAGGGAGCAACCAGUAACAGCAUCACCCUCACUGUCACUGGUGGAUCAGUGAUCCUGCAGAGUCCUGUCCUCCCUGUGAUGGAGGGAGAUGACCUCACUCUGAGCUGUCAAUCAAAGCCUCCCUCCAACCUCCCAGCUGCUUUCUAUAAAGAUGGCUCCCUCAUCAGGACUGAGUCUACAGGUCACAUGACCCUCCACCAUGUUACCAGGUCUGAUGAAGGUCUCUACAGGUGUAGCAUCAGCAGUCAUGGAGAGUCUCCACCCAGCUGGAUCUCUGUCACAGGUAAACCUACAACCACAACCACGCCAGUAUCAACAACUCCGCCCACUUCAACAUACCCGCCCGUAUCAACAACUUCGCCCGUAUUAAUGACUCCGCCUACUACAGCAGCUCGUCUGACCAUCAGUCCCAGCAGAUCUCAGUUUUUUGAAGGAGUCUCUGUGUCUCUGAUCUGUGAGGAGGACAGCUCUGCUGGAUGGACGGUGAGGAGAAACAUGACCAAGAAGACCAGGACUCAGUGUGGAUCUGGGUCAGGAAAACUUGCUGGUUCCUCCUGUAACAUCAGCUACAUUCUCCCAUGGGAAACUGGAGUUUACUGGUGUGAGUCCAGAGAGGGAGCAACCAGUAACAGCAUCACCCUCACUGUCACUGGUGGAUCAGUGAUCCUGCAGAGUCCUGUCCUCCCUGUGAUGGAGGGAGAUGACCUCACUCUGAGCUGUCAAUCAAAGUCUCCCUCCAACCUCCCAGCUGCUUUCUAUAAAGAUGGCUCCCUCAUCAGGACUGAGUCUACAGGUCACAUGACCCUCCACCAUGUUACCAGGUCUGAUGAAGGUCUCUACAGGUGUAGCAUCAGCAGUCAUGGAGAGUCUCCACCCAGCUGGAUCUCUGUCACAGGUAAACCUACAACCACAUCCCCACCCGUAUCAACAACUCCGCCUUCUUCAACAUCCCCGCCCUUAUCAACAACUCUGCCUUCUUCAACAUCCCCGCCCUUAUCAACAACUCUGCCUUCUUCAACAUCCCCGCCCCUCUAUUUUGGGUUCAUGCUGCUCCUCCACCUGCUGGUGUUCUGUCCGUACUUCAUCUCCACCCUCCUCAUGGUGUCUUUAUAUCCACACAGAGACACAGGAAGUGACCUGGCCGUCUCCAUGGUGAUGACUCCAUCCACCCAGGCUGAUCAGGGAUUGGCUGAUGACUAUGAUGAUGUCACCACAGAGCAUCAUCUAAACUGAGCUGAACAUCUCAUCUCUCUCUUCUCCUGAUGUUCUUCU
Molecule: messenger RNA, 2091 nt
Organism: Melanotaenia boesemani (Boeseman's rainbowfish)
Lineage: Eukaryota; Metazoa; Chordata; Actinopteri; Atheriniformes; Melanotaeniidae
Product: sialoadhesin-like
Exons: 12
Coding region: 1-2052 (683 amino acids)
Biological process (GO): cell surface receptor signaling pathway
Molecular function (GO): transmembrane signaling receptor activity
Source: RefSeq, a predicted model, not a curated record